This is a messenger RNA of Emiliania huxleyi CCMP1516, 258 nucleotides long. RefSeq lists its product as hypothetical. Lineage: Eukaryota; Haptophyta; Isochrysidales; Noelaerhabdaceae. The transcript is spliced from 3 exons. The coding region runs from base 1 to 258 and encodes 85 amino acids. Gene Ontology annotation, molecular function: protein binding. The record is from RefSeq and is a predicted model, not a curated record.
AUGGUAGGCAUGGCGGCGCUGCGGGGGCACGUUCGGGCGAGGGAGAGGAGCCUGCGCUGGCUCAUCGCCGCCGGCGCGGCGCUCGGCUCGGUCGACAACGCGGGCAGCACACCACUCAUCGCGGCUGCCGCCGCCGGCCAAGCGGCGUCCGUCUCGCUACUCGCAAGCGCGGGCGCCGACGCCGACGCGACGCGAGCCGAUGGCCGCGUCUUCAACUUCCGGGGAGGAGGCGCUGCGGGAAGCACUUGCUUGUCGUGA